Scophthalmus maximus (turbot) is the source of this 1805-nucleotide messenger RNA. It is a transcript of the gene dlx5a, whose product is annotated as distal-less homeobox 5a. Gene Ontology annotation, biological process: embryo development; regulation of transcription by RNA polymerase II; anatomical structure formation involved in morphogenesis. The transcript is spliced from 3 exons. The coding region runs from base 744 to 1601 and encodes 285 amino acids. The record is from RefSeq and is a predicted model, not a curated record. Gene Ontology annotation, molecular function: RNA polymerase II cis-regulatory region sequence-specific DNA binding; DNA-binding transcription factor activity, RNA polymerase II-specific. Lineage: Eukaryota; Metazoa; Chordata; Actinopteri; Pleuronectiformes; Scophthalmidae.
UAAUGGACAUUUGACACUUCAGAUGUAAGACGAUAUUUUCAGGAGUGGGUCGUAUCAAAUAUUUCACCAGGGUUUGGUUUAAAACAGCCACGAGCUGAAUAAUGUAAUAAGGUUUCAUGCUUUAUUUCUCUUUAAAAUAAGAUGAUUGCAGCAUUGGAUUUCACGCUAUAUCAUUUUGAGGUUAUUUUAACCCCAGGCAACUUAAUGGGAGAACGACGAGUCUCGCUUGAAUAAAAUUGCAUAAACUGAAUAAAGAAUAAUGAGGACAAUCCUAAUAAUAAUCGGUCAGUUUUACAGCAGGAGGCCAUUUUGGGUUAAUGAGGUUUUGUAUCUCUCAUUCAACCCUCGACUGGCGACGCGGCCAACACUUUAAUUGCCCCCAUUGAUUGAUAGAAUAAAAACACAACAAUGCCGCCACACAGUCCGGGUGGCUUCCCCCCUCACAAGAAAGCUGGCUGAGUGAAUUGGGUGUAGCUGCGUCUGUGUGCGCGCCUUGGCCAAUGGAACCAGAUCCUCCCUGCAGCGCGUAAGAGCGCGAUUUAGGAUUUAACCAAGUCUUUGCUGCGGGGCUGGCUGCAGUCUUCACCAGAGCCCCGACGGCCCGAGAGCCUGUUCAACGACGCCAGUGUAGUCCCCGCGCCGCUUCUGGAAUCAGACUACACUCGUCGUUUUUUUUGUCGUUUUAGUUUUUGUUGGUGCCAAUUGAUUAAAAACAAAAUCCGCGCGUCCGCUUGCGUAAAAGUAUGACUGGAGUAUUCGACCGGAGGAUCCCGAGUGUGAAACCCGCAGACUUCCAGAGCUCCUUUCAGAUCUCCGCCAUGCACCACCCGUCUCAGGAAUCCCCCACUCUACCCGAGUCCACCGCCACGGAUUCUGGCUACUACAGUCCCGCCGGCGGAGUCACUCACGGCUACUGCUCGCCCAGCCCCACCUCGUACGGGAAGCCCCUCAGCGCCUACCAGUACCAGUACCCGGGCGUCAACGCGUCCGCUGGAAAUUACUCGACAAAAUCCUACACCGACUACAGCUCGUACACGACCCCCGCCUACCACCAGUAUGCCGGGACGUACAGCAGAGUGCAACCCCAGCCGAGUCCACAAGAAAAAGAGAUCAGCGAGCCCGAGGUGAGGAUGGUGAACGGCAAGCCGAAGAAGGUGAGAAAGCCCCGGACCAUCUACUCCAGCUUCCAGCUGGCCGCACUGCAGCGGCGGUUUCAGAACACACAGUACCUGGCGCUGCCGGAGAGAGCCGAGCUGGCGGCGUCGCUGGGACUCACGCAAACACAGGUCAAGAUCUGGUUCCAGAACAGGAGGUCGAAAAUGAAGAAGAUCAUGAAAAACGGGGAGCUUCCGCCGGAGCACAGCCCCAGCUCCAGCGACCCCAUGGCGUGCAACUCCCCACAGUCCCCGGCCGUCUGGGACACACAGGGCCCCUCCAGGCCGCACAGCCUACAGCCACAGAACAUCAACACGACGGCGUCGAGCUUUUUGGAAGCCUCGGGGUCAUGGUACACCUCGGCCGGCGGCUCCAUGGCCGCCCACCUGCAGACCCCUAACUCGAUACAGCACUCGUUGGCUCUCGGAGCGGGGACGUUAUACUGAAGCAAGCAAGCCCCGUUGUUCAUUUCAAACCUCUUUUUCAUUUCUCUCCUUCCUUCUAUGGGACUCGUGUUCAGAUUUUUUCAGAGGAAUAUGCAAUGUAUUUGAUGACAGUCAUAGAAGAAAAAACGUGUAAAAUGUGUAAAUGUGUGCAUGUAAUUUAUUGCAUUUUUUGGAAGACUAUUAAACGUUUAAAUGGACAAUGCA